Molecule: messenger RNA, 5024 nt
Organism: Odocoileus virginianus texanus
Lineage: Eukaryota; Metazoa; Chordata; Mammalia; Artiodactyla; Cervidae
Source: RefSeq, a predicted model, not a curated record
AAAAGGCGCAGGCGGCGGCGGUAGCGGCGGCGCGGCAGAGCGAAGUGAAGCCGAGAAGUCCUGCGCUGCGCUGGCCGCCUGAGACGGGCCUUCUCGAACCGGUCUGCCUCCUUUUUCCAUUGCGGAUGUUGGAACUUUGCUGCAUUCUAAGCUCUGCAGAAGUCUGAAAGCCCUCUCCCUUACAGCCGGAGAUAAUUGAGAGAGAGAGAAAGGGUGUCCAGAUUUUCUUUGAAACAUUUAAAACAUUUUAAAAAUAAAACCUCGCCCCCUCCCAGUUGGAAAGCUUCGUUGUUUCCCCAUGUUUGCUUCCUGUCUUCUUCGACUAUUUCUUUAUCCAUUUGGGGCCUUUUCUGAGAUCCUUAUGAGACUACUCGGGUCCAGAUCUUACGUAAAAUGGAUGUGUCUCACACUAGAUGAUGGAUAUUAAGUAGAAAAUCUAUUUAGUAAAAUCUAAGCUGCCAUGGAAGAAAUACCAGUUAAAGUUGCUAUAAGAAUUAGACCUCUGCUAUACAAGGAAAUUCUUCAUAAUCAUCAAGCUUGUGUGAGAGUUAUUCCGAACACCCAACAGAUUAUCAUUGGGAGAGAUAGAAUCUAUACUUUUGAUUUUGUUUUUGGCAAAAAUUCCACUCAAGAUGAAGUUUAUAAUACCUGUAUAAAGCCAUUAGUGUUGUCUCUCAUUGAGGGCUAUAAUGCAACCGUUUUUGCCUAUGGACAGACUGGAUCUGGGAAGACAUAUACCAUCGGAGGAGGCCAUGUUGCUUCAGUUGUGGAGGGUCAAAAAGGUAUCAUUCCUCGUGCUAUCCAAGAAAUAUUUCAAAACAUCUCUGAAAAGCCUAACAUUGACUAUAAUAUAAAAGUGUCUUAUAUAGAAGUAUACAAGGAAGACCUAAGAGAUCUUCUAGAAUUGGAGACAUCAGUAAAAGAUCUUCACAUCCGAGAAGAUGAAAAGGGAAACACAGUGAUUGUUGGGGCCAAGGAAUGCCAGGUGGAGAAUGCAGAUGAAGUGAUGAGUCUCCUGGAGAUGGGAAAUGCAGCCAGGCAUACAGGUACGACCCAAAUGAACGAACACUCCAGUAGAUCACACGCGAUUUUCACCAUCAGCCUUUGUCAAGUGGACAAAAAUAGAAAGGCAGCUGAAGAUGGAUCUUGGCAUUCCUACCGGCAUAUUGUCUCAAAGUUCCACUUUGUGGAUUUGGCUGGAUCAGAAAGAGUAACCAAAACGGGGAAUACCGGCGAACGUUUCAAAGAAUCCAUUCAGAUCAACAGUGGGUUGCUGGCUUUAGGAAAUGUAAUAAGCGCCCUUGGGGAUGCACGCAAGAAGAGUUCACAUAUUCCAUACAGGGAUGCUAAAAUUACCCGGCUUCUGAAAGACUCCCUUGGAGGCAGUGCCAAGACCGUCAUGAUCACUUGUGUCAGCCCAUCGUCCUCGGAUUUUGAUGAGUCCUUAAAUUCUCUCAAAUAUGCCAACAGAGCACGCAACAUUAGGAACAAACCCACCUUAAACUUCAGCCCCGAGUCAGACCGUAUGGAUGAAAUGGAAUUUGAGAUUAAGUUGCUUCGAGAAGCUUUGCAAAGCCAGCAGGCUAGUAGCAGCCAAACUAGCCAGGUCCAUCAGGAGGGGACUCCUGAUAAAAAUAAGAUCCAUGCUCUUGAGGAGCGAGUCACUCAGCUACACGGAGAAUGUCUGGGUUACCAAAGCUGUUUAGAGGAAGCCUUUACCUUCCUGAUGGGUUUAAAAGAUUCUGUGAGGCUAAACGAAAAGCAGCGACACAAACUGCAGGAGUGGUUUAACAUGACCCAGGAGGUCACCUUUUUCAGAGGACACCGGGGCAUUGGAAACCUGGAAGAAGGACCACAGCAUAUUACAGUUCUCCAGCUGAAGCGAGAGCUUAAGAAGUGCCAGUGUGCGCUUGCUGCUGAUGAAAUCGUAUUUAAUCAGAAGGACUUGGAAGUGAAGGAGCUAAAGAGUCAAGUGCAAAUGAUGGUGCAGGAAAACAAAGGACAUGUUGUUUCUUUGAAAGAAGCACAAAAAGUGAAUAGAUUGCAGAAUGAAAAAAUAAUAGAACAACAACUUCUUGUGGAUCAACUGAGUGAAGAACUAACAAAACUUAACCUGUCAAUGACUUCUUCAGUAAAGGAAACUUGUGGAGAUGGGCCAGAUACCAGGACACUUGAAAAGAGACCAUACACUGUACCAUUUGAUACUCGUUUGGGGCAUUAUAUUUAUAUUCCAGCAAGAUUGGAUUCCAGGAAGUUGGGUGGGGGAAUCCCUUGUAAGGUCCACACAAGUCCUUCUGUAUACUCUCUGGAUCGACUAGUUGCGGGAUUUCGAACACGAAGUCAGAUGCUGCUGGGUCGUUUAGAAGAACAGGAUGAAGUCCUCCAGUGCCAAUUUUCUGAUAACAGUGAUGAUGAAGAGUCAGAAGGCCAAGAGAAAUCAGAAAUUAGACGUAGAAGUUGCUCAUGGAUUCAGAAGCCAGGCUCUGUUUGUUCACUUGUUGAAUUGAAUGAUGUUCAGGAUCAAACACAGAAGUCAGGAUUGGAGAAUGAAGAUUUAAAGAUUGAAUGUCUCCAGGAGAGUCAAGAGUUGAAUUUGCAAAAAUUAAGAAAUUCAGAACUCAUAUUUACUGAAUCUAAACAAAAAAUGAGAGAACUUACUAUUAACAUCAAGAUGAAGGAAGAUCUGAUUAAAGAAUUAAUUAAAACAGGUAAUGAUGCCAAGUCCGUAAGCAAGCAGUAUUCUCUGAAAGUAACAAAACUUGAACAUGAAGCAGAACAAGCAAAAGUGGAAUUAACUGAAACACAAAAGCAGCUACAGGAACUGGAAAACAAAGAUCUUUCUGAUAUUGCUUUGAAGGUAAAAUUACAGAAGGAGUUCCGUAGAAAGAUGGAUGCCGCUAAGCUAAGAGUCCAGGUCUUACAGAAGAAGCAUCAAAAUAGUAAGAAAUUGGCAUCACUGUCAAUCCAAAAUGAGAAACGUGCUAAUGAACUAGAGCAGAAUGUAGAUCACAUGAAAUAUCAAAAGGUACAGCUGCAAAAAAGACUUCGAGAAGAAAACGAAAAAAGGAAGCAACUGGAUGCAGAAAUUAAGCGGGAUCAACAAAAAAUCAAAGAACUACAGUUAAAAACAGAACAGAAAGAUCUAAAACUGAAAGCUGAGGACCUUGAUGCAUUUAAGAUGAAAAGGAGAAAAGGUUCGUUUGGAAGUAUAGACCAACUCCAGAAAUUGGAUAAGCAAAAGAAAUGGUUAGAUGAAGAAGUAGAGAAAGUUCUGAACCAACGCCAAGAAUUAGAGGAGCUGGAAGAAGACUUAAAGAAACGGGAGGCCAUAGUUUCAAAGAAGGAGGCCCUGUUACAGGAGAAGAGCCAGCUGGAAAGUAAGAAGUUUCGAUCUAGUCAGGCUUUGAACACAGACAGUUUAAAAAUAUCAACUCGCCUGAGCUUGUUGGACCAAGAGUUGUCUGAAAAGAAUGUGCAGCUCCAGAGCAGCACAGCUGAGGAGAAAAUAAAGAUUUCAGAACAAGUACAAGCCCUCCAGAGAGAAAAGGAUGAGCUGCAGAGACAAAGAAACAGCGUGGAUGAGAAACUUAAAAAUGGUAGUGUGUUGUCACCUGAAGAAGAACAUGUUCUUUUCCAACUUGAAGAAGGGAUUGAAGCUUUGGAAGCCGCAAUUGAAUACAAGAACGAAAGUAUCCAGAGUCGCCAGAACUUGCUCAGAGCUUCAUUUCAAAACCUCUCUCAUAGUGAAGCAAAUGUCUUAGAAAAACUAAUUUGCCUGAGUCCUGUUGAGAUUAGAGCUGUUCUUUUCAGAUAUUUCAAUAAGGUGGUUAAUUUGCGAGAAGUUGAACGGAAACUAAAGUUACAGAAUGAAGAAAUUAAAAUGAAAGUUCUGGAACGGGAUAAUGUGGUUCGUGAGUUGGAAUCUGCACUGGAACAUCUGAAAUUUCAGUGUGACCGGAGACUGAUCCUCCAGCAAAAGGAACAUGAGCAAAAAAUGCAGCUGCUGUUACAUCAUUUCAAAGAGCGAGAUGAGGAAGGCAUUGCGGAAACUUUAAAAAAUUAUGAAGAUAAAAUCCAGCAGCUGGAGAGAGAUCUUUAUUUCUAUAAGAAAACCAGCAGAGAUCUGAAGAAGAAACUCAAGGAACUGGUAGGGGAAGCAAUUCGGCGGCAACUAGUACCAUCAGAAAAUCAUGAUGUUGGAGAUGGAGUUCAGAACCCAGAAAAAGCUGGCAUGGUUUCAGAAGAAUUAAAAUGGGCAUCCAGAACUGAAAGUAUGAAAUUAAGUGGAAGGGAAAGACAAUUAGACAGUUCCACAAGCAGUUUAAGAACACAACCAAAUCCUCAGAAGCUCUGGGAAGAUGGCCCAGAAUUACCUCCAAUGUAUAACUCUGUAGCACCCACUAGUGGGCAUUUGUUAAGCAAUGAGGACAAAACCGAAAUAGAUGAAAAUCAGUUUACAAAAUCUAACAGUCGACCAUCAUCCCAAAUUCAGCCAGUCAGAAAUGUGGGACAGCUGCAUGGUGUCACACCUGUCAAGUUGUGUCGCAAAGAGUUACGCCAAAUUUCUGCCUUGGAACUAUCAUUACGACGUUCCAAUCUUGGAGUUGGGGUUGGAUCUAUGACUGCUGAUUCGCUUGAAGUAGCUAGGAAAGCAAGUGACUUAAAAAUUUAGGCAUUUAAUAAGAAAAACUUUAAUUUAGCAGAUGUGUAAGAUUCCUUUUUCUAACCUGUUAAAAAUUUAAGUUCACUAGCUCUUCCCUCAGGAUAAAGAAGAAGGGGAGGAAGCAAUCCUUUUGUAUACUGUGAAUGUGUGUUUUCUUCCAAGAUUUUUUGCUCUAAAUAUUAUAUAAUAUAAACUUCAGUUUGGAAUUAAGAACUAAAUACUGAUUUGCCCAACAAAUACAGUUUGUACAUUUUCAUAUUUUUCAAUCACAGAAAAUAUCCCAUUUUACUAUUUUGUUACUUGUUAUUUUUGUUACUUUUCCAACCUUUCACUUGUAAAAUAAAGUUUUUUCUUAAACUAA